Messenger RNA from Salpingoeca rosetta, 1420 nucleotides. Its product is annotated as selenide. The record is from RefSeq and is a predicted model, not a curated record. Bases 260 to 1420 code for a protein of 386 amino acids. Gene Ontology annotation, molecular function: selenide, water dikinase activity; ATP binding. The transcript has 12 exons. Gene Ontology annotation, cellular component: cytoplasm. Gene Ontology annotation, biological process: L-selenocysteine biosynthetic process. NCBI's taxonomy places the organism in Eukaryota, Choanoflagellata, Craspedida, Salpingoecidae.
AGCCAAGAGCUCAGCGAAUGCGAGCCUCGCUGGCGAGACUGACGUCCAGCAGCACACGCAAGCUUGCACGCGCACGCACACAGGCAACCACGACCACAACCACGACCACAACCACAACCACCACAGCCACAACCACAGCCACACCAGCAAAGCAACAAGGUCUCACCAUCCAUCUUGGGGCGCUGUUCCAGUGUUGUUGAUUUUCGUUCGCACACACGCACACACGAACGGACGGAUAUGAGCGGCAGUGCAAGGGCGGAUGACGCUGACGCCAAGCGUGCCAAAGUGGCCGUGGUGCACGCGGCGCCGGCACCGUUUGAUCCCACCCACCACGGCCUUGACGCGGACUUCAGGCUCACGGACUUUGCCAAGCUCAAAGGAUGAGGUGCGGUGUAAGGUUCCUCAGCAAGAACUGCUCCAACUGCUUGAGGAACUGAAACCGGCCUCUGCUGCUGAGACGGCGGAAGCCACCAGUGUCAUUGGCAUUGGCCUUGACAGCUGCGUCAUCAAGACGCGACACAAAGACAUCUUCCUUGUUCAAACCACAGACUUCUUCUACCCCCUCAUCGAUGACCCUUACAUCCAGGGCAAGAUCGCUGCGGCCAACGUGCUCAGCGACCUCUAUGCCAUGGGCGUGACCCAAUGCGACAACAUGCUCAUGCUGCUCGCGCUCAGCAUGGAGAUGCCAGCGGAUGCGCGCAAGGUGACGACAAGCCUCGUCAUGAAAGGCUUCAGAGACGCGUGCCACGAGGCGGACACGAGCGUGAACGGUGGACAGACGGUCCUCAACCCCUGGAUGAUCGUCGGUGGCGUUGCGUCCAGCGUCGCCGCAAAGGGCGAAUUCAUCGAGCCGGCCCACGCGCGUGCUGGUGACGUACUCGUCCUGACGAAACCGCUCGGCACACAGCCCGCCGUCAACGCCCACCAGUGGCUCCACACCAACGCCUUCCAGCGCGUGCAGGACGUGAUCACGCCGGAGGAGGCGGUCGCCGCAUAUCGCAUGGCGAUGCACAGCAUGGCUCGCCUCAACAGGAACGCUGCAAAGCUGAUGCACGAGUGUGGUGCGCGCGGGGCAACGGACGUGACGGGAUUUGGACUUCUCGGACACGCGCGCAACCUGGCAGAGGCGCAGGACGAGCAAGUCGAUUUCAUCAUCGAUUCGCUGCCAGUGAUUGCCAAGAUGCCGGCGGUGAACAGCAAGUUCAACUUCAAGCUGCUGGACGGAUUUUCCGCUGAAACAUCUGGAGGUCUGCUCGUGGUCCUUCCACCAGACCAGGCCGAGCGGUACUGCGCGGCGCUGCAGGAAAUGGACGGCAUCCCCGCCUGGACCAUCGGCCGCGUCGUCAAAGGAAACAACACGGCUUCCCUGGCCCCGGAUGUGAAAGUGGAAGAAGUGCACACACCGCAGCUGUUCAACUAA